AUGGAGGAAGGAACCGUCCAAACACCCUCUGAGCCUCCUCCGCUCCCAUACUCGUUGCGGACAAGGAAGAAGUCGAUCGCCUUCUUCUGGACUAUAUUUGUGAUUGAUACCUUGGCUCAGCCGUUGAUUCUGUAUUGGUGUCUUUGGUAUCUCACCGAUCUAUCACCCAAUUUGGUCUUCUCAAUCGUGACCGCAUCACUUGGAGGAGUUUCGGUCUUUGAAUACUUUUACCGCCUUCAUAAUCUAUUCCGCAAAAAAUCGCGCGCCCGACCCCUGAACUCCCGCGUAUCAUGGCUGGACUUUUUCCAAAUCAACUUCACCAUCGUGUGGUUGAUUUUGGCUGUUGAACUGGUCGUUGGAUCGGUACCUGAACAACCAUAUGUGCGCCUCAUCGCCAUGGUCCUACCGACCGUUAUGUUCUACUUCGGAUUCGUCUACCUCUCCCUUGACAUUUUCCGUAUGAUGGGCUUCAAGGCCCCGUUCCGAAUCUCCUCCACGCCCAAAGGCUCCGUUAUGCCAACUGCUUUGUACGCGCUUAUUGAGGAUGUGGUGGCAGUCGACGGUGGUGGUGGACAGAUAUAUCGAUAUGCUCUCCGAACUCGAUACCUAUCGAGUCCUUAUUUCCGCCGUAUGCUCUUCGAAAUGAACUGUUUCUGGAGUGGAGGAUCUAUCAUCUGCGCCGCCGCCAUUACUGCGGUUAUUUUCACCGUUCAGGAAAACGUUGCAUUCACGUUGGGCUGGACCCUUCCGUUUGCCUGGGCUAUUAUUUGGACCUUGAUCACAAUCCCCUGGGUUCAGAGUGACCUACGUCGUGAGAAGAAGGCAUGGGCAGAAAACCGUGGACAAGGCGGCAUUCCUUGGGUUGACGAUAUCAGCGCGCCCACCGCACGUACCCGCUUUGCGUCCGUUCAGGCUAAUAUUUGGCCCUGGACUCGUGAUGAUCAGAGCCCCCCCCUCGACGCCAUCCGUCGGCGCCGAGAAAGUACCCGAUGUCCCCAGGGGAGUCUCCAAUGGAGCUCAUGA
This is a messenger RNA of Penicillium crustosum, 1023 nucleotides long. RefSeq lists its product as uncharacterized. The coding region runs from base 1 to 1023 and encodes 340 amino acids. NCBI's taxonomy places the organism in Eukaryota, Fungi, Ascomycota, Eurotiomycetes, Eurotiales, Aspergillaceae. The record is from RefSeq and is a predicted model, not a curated record. The transcript has 6 exons.